Messenger RNA from Penicillium paradoxum, 252 nucleotides. RefSeq lists its product as uncharacterized. The record is from RefSeq and is a predicted model, not a curated record. Lineage: Eukaryota; Fungi; Ascomycota; Eurotiomycetes; Eurotiales; Aspergillaceae. The transcript has a single exon. Bases 1 to 252 code for a protein of 83 amino acids.
AUGUGCUACAAAGUCGUCGAACGAUACUCUGUGUGCAAAUGUCUCUACUUCGAGCACUCGGUCGACCCUUGCUCUGCCUACGGCCAGCGCGGUCAUGAAGUACAAGAGAAGACGGUGCUGGUCGGCUAUACCUGCGACAAACACUCGGCCUAUGCGUUAUCUACCAUUCCUGUCUCGCCUGGUGCGAUGCGAUGGUCUGAUUCCGGCUACGAGAGUUCCAGUGAAACGGAGAUAGAAAAGGACUAUUGGUAA